Messenger RNA from Magnolia sinica, 3203 nucleotides. RefSeq lists its product as uncharacterized. The transcript has 9 exons. Lineage: Eukaryota; Viridiplantae; Streptophyta; Magnoliopsida; Magnoliales; Magnoliaceae. The coding region runs from base 895 to 3006 and encodes 703 amino acids. The record is from RefSeq and is a predicted model, not a curated record.
GAAGAAGAAGGAGAAAGAAGGGUAGAAAUGUCAGAACCUUAAAAAACGUUUGGAAUUCUUUUCCUUUUUUUCACAUCUUCUUUUUCAAGAUUUCUCUCCAACUUCUUUCUUACAUGCAUUAAAGGGUAGGAAGCUAAUUUUGUUGGGUUUCUAAUGAAAAGGGUAGGAACUGUUGGAUUUUGUUUUGGAUGACGAAGUCUGUUAUGGAUUUUUUGUUUUCUUUUCUUUUUUAGGAUUUGAAUCAGUAGAACUUUGUUUGAGUUCUUUUGGAAAGUUGUGGGAAUUGGGAAAAUUGUGGUUGGAAUUGGGAUUUGGGUUUUGAAUAAAAGGGUUUGAAAUGUAUUUUAGAGAAGGAUUUGAAUGGGUAAAGCUGUUGUGAAAUGUUUUUUUUUUUUUCCUGAAAAUUAUGGGAUUGAGAAAGUUUUGGGGAAGUUGGGAUUUGGUUUUGCUUGAAAGGGUGUGAAGUGGGGUUUUAGUGAAGGAUUUAAUUAAUAGAGGGGUUGUGGAAUUGGGGUGUUUCUGGGAAAUUGAGAAUUUUUUUUUGGUUUUGUUGGUGAAAUUGGGAUCUGGAUUUUGGACAAAAGGGUGUGAUAUGGGAUUUUAGUGAAGGAUUGAACUAAUAAAGGGGUUGUGAAGUUGGGUUUUUUGUGUGUGGAAAAUUCUCGGAAUUGAGAAAUCUUUUUUGGUGAAAUUGGGAUCUGGGCUUUGGAUAAAAGGAUAUGAAAUGGGCUUUAGAGAAGGAUUUGGAUUGAUGUAGUCAUUGUGAAGUUUGGUUUCUGAAGAAUUCUAGGAGUUCAGAAAGCUUUUGGCGAAAUUGGGAUCUGGGUUUUGAAAUGAAGGGUAUGAAUUAAGUACAUAUUAUUGAAUUUGGUGUUUUGAGGCAGAGGUAGAGAGAUGGCGAUGAUGAACAAAACCAUGAAUAUGCUGGAGGGUCUUGUAAGACAAGGGUCAUUGCAUUGGGUGUUUGGCAGCCGGACUUCAUUCGAUGAGGAGUUUGAGGAGAUGGGCCAGUCUCCAUCUGGUCGAAGGAAGUGGAUGUCAGAGCUCUCUCCUGCUGCGAAUGUAAUCGUGGGUCGAUGCUCGAGACUCCUUGAUAUUUCAAUGGACGAGCUUCGCCAGAACUUUGAUAUGGAGGCUUCUGACUCUAUAAAGCAUCCGUCGCGGUACGCUAGAAACUUUUUGGAGUAUUGUUGUUUCAGGGCACUUGCUCUGUCUGUCCAAGUUAUAGGCCACCUCAGCGACAAAAGCUUCCGACGCCUGACGUUUGAUAUGAUGCUAGCUUGGGAAGCUCCAGGUGCAGCAAGCCAACCAAUACUUAAGGAUUCAUCAUUCCUAUCUCUGUGGCAGAUAGAUGCGGAGAGUACAGUGGGGGGAGAAGCUUUUUCUCGGAUAGCGCCAGCAAUUCCUACUAUCGCUGAUGUAGUUACCAGUACUCAUCUGUUUGAUGUACUUACAGAUUCAACUGGAGGUCGGCUUUCUUUCUCUGUAUAUGAGAAGUACCUUGCUGGAUUAGAAAGAGCGAUAAAAAAGAUGAAGACCCAAUCAGAGUCAUCUCUUCUUUCGAGUCUUCGAUUACCUAGAGGAGAAAGGAUCCUUGAUGUGGAUGGCACUGUCACCACCCAGCCUGUACUCGAACAUGUAGGAAUGUCCACAUGGCCUGGUCGAUUAACUCUUACUGAUCAUGCACUUUACUUUGAGCCAUUACGGGUUGUGUCUUAUGAUAAGGCAAAAACGUAUGACUUAUCAGAUGAUUUGAGACAGGGUGUUAAACCUGCGUUGACUGGGCCAUGGGGCACACGACUAUUUGACAAGGCAGUCUUGUAUAAAUCCAUCUCCUUACCAGAACCAGUUAUCAUGGAAUUUCCAGAGCUCACUGGACACUCCCGCCGUGACUAUUGGUUAGCUAUUAUUCUGGAAAUUCUAUUUGCUCACAAGUUUGUUAGAAAGUUCCAAAUUGAGGGAGUCGAGCGCGAGGAAGCACUUUCAAAGGCUGUUCUGGGUAUUCUGCGAGUACAGGCCAUUCACGACAUGAACUUUUCAAUGCCUGUUCGGUGGGAGACACUUCUCAUGUUCAAUCUUACUGACCAACUUCCAGGAGGCGAUCUAAUACUAGAAACACUCGCUAGUAUGUCAGAUUCACUGGAAUUUGACCGGGCCAAUAAACCAGCUGCUGCAAGUGGGAUAUAUUCGAUAUCAGCUCUGGCCAUGUUGUCCAACUUGGGAGUUGGGUUUGGAUCAGGAUCGCUCGUUGAUAAUGGGACAAGACUUCUGGUGGGGGAGUUAGUUGUAGGGGAGAUGACUGCUUUGGAAAGGGCUGUUAGCGACUCCAAGAAUAGCUUUAAGAAGGUGGAGCUAGCACAGGCAACGGUGGAUGGAGUUAAAGUAGAGGGUAUUGACACCAAUUUGGCCGUCAUGAAGGAAUUAUUAUUCCCUCUCAUGGAACUUGGAAAGUACCUUCUCUUUCUAGCGUCUUGGGAUGAACCGCUAAAGUCUCUGGCAUUCUGUUCUGUGAUUACUUAUGUCAUUUGCAGGGGGUGGAUAGGCUAUGCAAUUGCGCUGCUGCUGCUCUUCAUUGCAAUCUUUAUGUUGCUUACCAGAUGUUGUAGCCAAGGUAGGCCAGUUGACGAGAUGAAGGUAAUAGUCCCUCCACCGAUGAACACUAUGGAGCAGCUCUUGGCUGUUCAGAAUGCAAUUUCCCAAGUCGAAGAGCUUGUCCAGGAUGGAAACAUUGCCCUCUUGAAGAUGCGUGCGCUGCUGUUGGCUGUUUUCCCUCAGGCGACGGAAAAACUUGCAUUGGCGCUAGUGGUUAUGGCCUUGUUCCUGGCUUUCGUGCCCACCAAAUUCAUAAUCCUUACGACCUUCUUGGAGAUGUUCACAAGGUAUUUGCCUAUGAGGAAGGCGAGCACGGAGAGAUGGAUGAGAAGAUUGAGAGAAUGGUGGUUCAUCAUACCGGCAGCACCCGUCAUACUUGAAAGAACCAACAAAGAAGAUAAGAAGAGGAGGUAAUGUUUCCUUCAGCGUUUUUCUUCUCUUUGUGAGGCUCAAAACAAAUACACCUUGAGAUAUGUACUUGUACAAAGUGAAAUGUUAUCCUUCUACCCAAGACAUCAACACAAAGGUGAGUGUAAAAAAGAUAGAAAUAAACCAAGUUGUGAAGAAACUAUGUUUGGGUUGAGCAUAAAUGAGUAAUUUUUGAAAAUAAA